Messenger RNA from Dunckerocampus dactyliophorus (ringed pipefish), 7749 nucleotides. It is a transcript of the gene sipa1l3, whose product is annotated as signal-induced proliferation-associated 1 like 3. The transcript has 23 exons. Gene Ontology annotation, cellular component: plasma membrane; cytoplasm; Golgi apparatus. Gene Ontology annotation, molecular function: protein binding; GTPase activator activity. The coding region runs from base 344 to 5626 and encodes 1760 amino acids. Gene Ontology annotation, biological process: epithelial cell morphogenesis; regulation of small GTPase mediated signal transduction; establishment of epithelial cell polarity. The record is from RefSeq and is a predicted model, not a curated record. Lineage: Eukaryota; Metazoa; Chordata; Actinopteri; Syngnathiformes; Syngnathidae.
GUGGUUUCGGUUGAGCAUUCUUGGCAACGUCUGGCUCCGGGAACAGACACUCGAGUGUCGGUCAAACCGGAGGCUUUUCACCAUGUAUGGGGAGUAUAUUUGAAAGACAUACUAGCCCGGGGAGGAAGAUCGCAGCCGUUUUCAUAAAGCUCUGUAUUGGAUAAUCCAAGAAGAAGAAGAUGGAUUGGUGAAGUGAUCCCUGCACACUAGCACCAACAGUGAUGUUUUUGGACGCUGGAGGCUCCAACACAGACAGCAGAGCGUUCGUGCAUCCCUCCUGACAUGGGAUGCCAGCCCCUUUCCCACCUGGCAUCCAUCUUGCCCUAAGCUCCUCUGGGGCACCAUGAACAGCUACAGAGACAGAGGGGUCACCUGCACCUCCUCAGACCUUCUGGAUGGAGGAGGUGACGGUGCACUGCCUCCGCACGCCCUGUUUCGUCACACCCCCAAUGGCCACCCGGUCCCCACAGACACAGCCAUGCAACCACGGGUCUCUGUGCCUAAAAUGGGUGUCCGUGCUCGGAUCGCCGAGUGGCCCCCACGCCGGGCCCAGUCCAAGGAGUCGCUGCUUGAAAACGGACAAAUGAGCAACAAUCACAAUGGCAACCCCUGCUCCACGUUCAUCUCGUCAUCCGACGUCGGGUUGGUACGGGGUGGAGUGGCCAGGUUGCCACGGCGAUGGUCCAAAGAUGUGGAGUUUCGAGGCGGAGCAUUUGCAACUGAGAGAGGUUCACCUUUGAGUUUACGUGUCUUCCCACCUCUGAGGCAGCGCUCAAAUAGCGAGGUGACCCUGAGUGAACAGGAUGAGAAUGAGGUUGAGGUCCGCAGCGGAGGAGCGAUUGGGACCUUGUUCAGGGAGUAUGGCAGCACCUCCUCCAUUGACAUCCAGGGUAUCCCCGAGCAGAGCUUUUUUGACAUGCUUACCCAGUUCCACCAGGAGAGGCCUGACCACCACAGCUCAGCUCCCACCCGCCUCAGAGAGCUGCUACGUGCGGCAGACUCCACACCAAGCGUCACCCGCUCCGGUGCUGCUUCGCCUGGUUCCACACUGGCUGGGGACGAGCGAAAAAAGGACGGCGGCGAGAGAGUCAGGAAGAAAAGUGGCGGGACAGAAUCUUCACUGGGGACAUCCUCGUUAUUCCGGAAACUUCGCAGCGCCAGUCGGGUGGAGCAGGAUGGGGGGAAAGGAGAAACGAGUGAAGAUGGAGGACGAAGUUCAUCAGAUGCACCCUACAAGGCGUGGGUGUGCCCCAAGAGCUUUGUCCACUACGAUGCACAGAGUAUCCUGUUUGACCUCCAUGAGGCUGCAGCCCAGCGAGGCUACAUGGCCCAGAGAAGGAACACAGCCACGGGGGCAUCAGCUGCCUCAGUGUCCCUGUCUGUGUCCAGAUCCUUGCCUGUGAGUGGUAAUGAACCUGUAUACGCCAGCAUUGAGGAUUUAACAGUGGGUCUAGACCCUAGCUCAAUUAUGCCCUCUCUGGUCAUGGACCCUACGGAUGUUCCUUCCGGAGCUCACAGUUCGGGCCCACUGCUCCUCAGCUGCCCCCACUUCCUCAAUGAAACGGGGGGCCACGGGGAGCGCAACAUCAGUUUCCUUAGCUCAUCAGCAGAGCGAGGAGAGGGAGGAGGUGAUGGAGCAAGGGGGUGGCUGAGGAGAAGUAACGCCAGUGUAUCUGUGCUGGAGAUACCUAUUGAACAGCAGGUCACAAGGCUGGACAGACUUAAAGAGUACAGCAUAGAGCAUGUUGACCUGGGGGCCAGGUACUACAGAGACUACUUCCAUGGGAAAGAACACUCAAACUACUUUGGGACAGAUGAAAAGCUGGGUCCUGUGGCUGUGAGUAUCCGUAGGGAGAAAUUAGACGACACCAAAGACCUGAAAGACCAGUAUCAGUACCGCCUGAUCGUGAGAACAAGCGAGCUGGUGACCCUGCGAGGUUCCAUCUUGGAGGAUGGGGUGGCGUCGACUGGGAGGCAUGGCACAGUGCGUGGCCUGCCCCUCAAGGAGGUCCUGGACCAGGUGGUCCCCGAACUCAAUGUGUCCUGUUUGAGACUUGCACUUGGCAUGCCCAAGGUCACAGAGCAGCUGCUUAAACUGGACGAGCAGGGGUUAAGUCAGAAGCACAAGGUGGGUGUUCUGCUGUGCCGCGCAGGCCAAAGCACUGAAGAGGAGAUGUACAACAAUGAGGAGGCGUCGCCCGCCUUCUCUGCGUUUCUGGAGCUGUUGGGCGAGCAGGUUCUCCUCAAGGGGUUCACCAAAUAUGCCGCACAGCUUGACACAAAGACUGACUCGACAGGCACCCACUCCCUGUACACCACCUACCAAGGCUACGAAGUCAUGUUCCACAUAUCCACUAUGCUGCCAUACAUGCCCAACAACCCCCAGCAGCUUCUAAGGAAGAGGCACAUCGGGAACGACAUUGUCACCAUCAUCUUUCAGGAGCCUGGAGCGCUGCCUUUCACUCCUCAGAAUAUCCGCUCGCACUUUCAGCACGUUUUUGUGAUAGUCCGUGUGCACAACCCCUGCUCUGAAAACACCUGCUACAGUGUUGCAGUUACAAGAAUGAAGGAUGUGCCCCCAUUUGGCCCACCCAUACCCAGCAGUGUCACCUUCCGUGACCCGGAUACUUUUCGAAACUUCCUUCUGGCCAAAAUCAUCAACGCAGAAAAUGCAGCACACAAGUCUGAGAAAUUCCAUACCAUGGCGACACGAACGAGGCAGGAGUACCUGCGUGACCUGGCCGAGAACUACAUCAGCAGCACCCCCAUGGACUCUGCCGGCAAGCUCAAUAACCUCAUCUCCCUGGCAUCGAAAAAACGCGAGCGGUCGAAAGCACGAGAGGGGGCCGAGCUAGGCGCAGAUGGGGCCGUCGCCUGGCGGGUCCUGGCCCAGGACUUCAGCGGAGGUGGGGCAGAGCUCCCCUGUGCUUUUGGUUUCUCAGCGGAAUAUGUACUCCUGGUUGACUGCUCCACCAAAGAGGUGGUGUUCAACUGCUUCUGUGCUGACGUGAUCGGCUGGACUGCCGAACGCCUGGCCUUGAAGAUCUUCUAUGGAAGAGGAGACCACAUUUCUGCGCGGGUGCCCGAGGGCUGUGCCCAGGACAUCAGGGAAAUGUUGCAGAGGUUAAAGUCUCUAACAGUGGGAUGUGAGACAGUGGACAUGACGCUGAGGAGAAACGGACUGGGUCAACUGGGCUUCCACGUGCGCUUGGAUGGCACCGUAGCCGAGGUGGAGGAAUACGGCUUUGCCUGGCAGGCGGGGCUGAGGCAGGGCAGUCGCCUGGUGGAGAUCUGCAAGGUCGCUGCAGUGACGCUGACCCACGAGCAGAUGAUUGACCUGCUGAGGACGUCUGUCACGGUCAAAGUGGUCAUCAUUCCCCCGUAUGAAGAGGGAGGGCCACGGAGGGGCUGCACAGAGGAGUAUGAGAUGAAGACCAUGGAGCAGAAGCCAGAAGCUGAGCCUUUGGCCGCGGGCUACCGGCCCUCGCCUCGCUCAGGGUGGCGCUGGGACAGCCCGCCCGUGCCUCCAGGACUGCACAACACCCCCAACCCACAGAGGUGGGCCCCCAUGUGUCCUCCACCACCACCUCCGCCACCGCUACGUUCCCACAAGACUUUGAUGCCAGUGCCCUACAGGGAGCCUCAGCAGCACUUCAGCUCCAAGAGGCCGGUCAGCUACCCAGAGAACCACUACAAUGUGUCUCCCGCUGGAGGUGACCGUGUGCUGCCAUACAGAAACCCCUCGGCCAGCUUCUCGUCACCUUCCUCUGGCCUGGUGGGCCUCUCCACCAUGGGGCCCCCAGGAGUCACACCGGGGCCCUUUGUGCGCUACAAACCUUCACCUGACAGAUAUGGACCAGGACAGCGCCCCCUGCUACCAUAUGAGCCCCACCUCAGUGUGGACAUCAUGUCCAGCGGAGAGUCAUCCUCAGGGUUCACCAGUCAAGAAAGCACCAUGGAGCGCUGCAAAACUGAACCACUUUGGCAUGUUCCGGCGUUAUCUUCUCGGGUGCCAGCUGGUGGAGGAAGCCAGAGGAGACUCAGACAGGAUGUCCAAGGAAAAGACACUGCAAACAGACACUCCAAGGGUGAGACUCAAUACUCCAGCCACUCCAGCAGCAACACCUUGUCCAGCAACGCCUCCAGCAGCCACAGCGAUGAGCGCUGGUUUGACGGUGGUUCCGGGGGAGACAGAGGAAACGCGGGUGUCCUGGGCGAUCCCCCUGAGGCUGACCCCGAUCUUCUCAACAAGGGCGGAUCCAAUGACAGCGGCAUUGAUGCGCCUACACACUAUAACAAUCACAACAGUCGCAGCCAACCCCACAAGGCCUUGCACGGCCCCGUGGAGCUCUCUGUGGGAAGGAGCAGCAGUGGUGGUGAAGCUAAGAGACGGGAGUCAUCACCUGUCGUACCAGGUGUAGCCAGUCACAACAAAGGGUAUCUGACUCGCACGUUCCCACCUCCUGGCUCCAGCACUGAGAGAAUAGAAGCUUUCAAACCGAGAGCCUACACACCUCAGGGUUAUAAGACUCCCACAGCGGAGAAAGCCAGGCCUGUCCGCGCCUCCAUGACGACACCCACUUCAGCCCAAUUAAGCUCCACCCCUCUGUCUAGCUCUGCCCCCAAGGCCUUCCAUGGAAAGAGCAGACAAACCGCCUGGCAGCCUGAAGACAUCAGUCCAUCAUCUUCCAAUGCAAACACCAUGUCCAGCUCCGACAGCGGCAACAGCAAGACUCAGGUGGACAUGAAUUCAAAGAACGUGUUUGGACAACCUCGACUGCGAGCAUCGCUGAGAGACUUGCGCUCUCCGCGUCGAAACUACAAGAGCACCAUUGAGGACGACCUGAAGAAACUGAUCAUCAUGGACAACCCCGGAGAAGCUCCACAACGGGAUCCUUCUCCCAGACGCACGUUGCAGCGGACCUUUUCAGAUGAGUCCCUCUGCAGCGGACGCAGGGACGCCAGCUUUGCCAACUCUGAACACCAGUCGGCCCCCAUCGACAUGCUCUUCACGUGCACUCUACCCACACGCAAACACAGCGCCUCCUCCAACCACACGGAGGCCAAGAAGGUGCCACUGUCUGCAUCCGAGCUGUCCCUCACAGAGGCGAGAGACAAAGUCCCCCCACUGAGGAGGCUUGAUCCCGGGCUCAUGCCCCUCCCUGACACUGCCUGUGGACUGGAGUGGUCCAGCCUGGUCAACGUUGCCAAAGUCUACGAAGCACAGAGAGCCGUGUCGCUUUUCUCAUUGACCGAGACACAAGGAAGCGGUGUGGACAUGAGGCCAGUCGUCAGCCCCGUGCAGUUUCCCACUCCGAAGACACCAAGAACCACACCCACCUUCAGCACUGACGAGGUGUCCGGUGAUUUGUCGGGACGUCUCUACCAUCUUGAGGUGAUGUUGAAACAGCUCAGCACUGACCUGGACCGGGAGAAGCAGGACAAGGUGGUGCUCUUGGCCGAGAUGGCAAACCUGCGAGAGAACAACCAGCGGCUGCAGGAGGAAAGUGUGACGGCCAGCGAGCAGCUCCGCAAGUUCAAUCGACUUUUCAGCAAGCUCAACAAGGGUGAGGGUGAGCCUGACGCGCACUCGCGGGCGCACCAAGCUCAGCCCAAGAGGGAGUGAGCGUACGUGAACCCACGCUGACUCAACUCUGCUUCCACUGGACUGCCUUAAACUGGAAACAUUUCACUCCAGCCUCGCCCUGAGCCUCUUUAUUUUUAUAAAGUCUUCUAUAAAGAGAUAUAUUGUUACUAUGCUAGAGGAUGAUGAGGAUCACCUGGAGAGGCCUAACACUGUUCCUGCAAGCCAAUCAGCCAAAAAAAACUGCAUCUCCCCAAAUGCACUAGUAAGUAACAGAAGCGCUACAGUCUUUUUAUUACUGUACGACAACGCCUGUGAGCUACAUUCUCAAAUAUCAUAUAUCUUGUUCUGAUACUCUUGUACUAAAAGUGUGUGUGCGCGUGUGUGUGUGUGCGUUUAUAAUACUGCGUGAGAAGGAGGCCGAACGACCAACUGGGUGAUGAACAAAGUAGUGUACAAUAGAAUGAAACUUCACACAUGUUCCUGUUUACAUGGAUGAGCUUUGGCCCAAAGAUGCAUUCAGUGACCUACUACUACUGGAGAAAGGAAUUCUUCACAUAAUUUUGGUAGUAGUCAGUGAAGUCAGCGCAAGUACUCUUACACAAAGUGGUAAAAAGUACUCUGAAAACACCAUCUCCUUUAAAGCUAACACAUGUACAUUUUAUUUUCUAUUUUAUCCUACUCUUGGCGCUCUAAAAUAGCUACAUUCACCAUAUUAGCUGUUUCCGUCAUGAAAUAAAUGUCUUAUUAUACUUAAAUCACACCUCAUUGAUCUCGCAUAUCCCACAAGGAUACUGUAAGUAGGUGGAUUUUUUUAUUAUUAUUUUGAACGCACUCUAUGCUAGCUUUAGUCUUGCCUAAAAAGGCCAACAGGAGAGUCUAUUGUGCAGUAGAAGUUUCCACUCGUUGCGAUUCAGUAAAUAACAGAGUAAUUCGGUGCAAUACUAUUCCAAUGCCAGUGGGUGGCAAUGACGCCAUAUUGGCCUUUAUUGAAUUGAAGACAAUAGAAUUAGAUAUGUGCGCGCGGGUUGGCGGCAGGUAAACAAGACAACAAACAUUGCUAGAUAAAUGUUUAAAAAUGAUAAAUAUACACUGAGUAACUGAUUCUGGAUAUCAGCCUUUUGAGUGAAUAUAAAACAAACUCAGAGAUGACUGUGGCAUAUGGUGUCUUAGGCUACACAAUCUGUCAUUAGCAUAGCAUUAUUGCUAGGUGUGUGUAUGUGUGUUAAAAACACACACACAUUGCUCACUAUCCAGAAAGUGCAUAUAUUUUAACCAGAAUUUCAAGCUAUUUCUAUAUCUUUGUAAACUAAUUUACUGUACAUGUUGUAGAGAUGAUUGCCCCUUUGCUCUGUGGAAAAAAACAACCUCAAGGCUAUUUAUGUACUGUGCUGGCAUUAUGAUGUAUUUUUCAUACAAAGACUGUGUGAAUGUUUUGUGUUUUUUAUGCUGGUACUGAAUGGAAGGUACUUGUCAGCAAUGUGAUCAGAACUUAGAUAAUUCCGAUAAAACUGUACCCUGGUGCAUCUUCUCUGCUGGGAUGACUGGAGUUUGUUGUUGUUUUUUUUUUAAGACUUUUAACUUGACUCAGGUUCCUCAUGAUGCUGGACCUAACAUCAGAGGUGAAGCGGUAUGAGGUACUGUUUAAACGUAACAGCUAACUGUUAUACCAUAGUGGCUAACCCUUUAAUAGUUCAACGAUUAGAACUUUGAGGACUCUUCCCAAAUGCUUUUACCGUUUGUGAUGCUAAAAGAAGCAUUUUAAAUGUGACUGAGCAGGACAGUAUUUCAUUACCCAAAGUGACACUCCUGUUGUUCCUCCUCAUAGAUGUUGCUGGCAUUUGUUUCAUUAACGUCUGCAAGUGUUUUUUUUUUGUUUUUGUUUUAUGUAAAAAGCUUUUUACCUUAUGUAUAAUGAAGCUAUUUAUAGCAAACACCAUGAUCUAUGUUUGAACAAAUCAGUAACUGUAACAUUCCUUGUCUAUGUAGAUGUUCAAAUGUUUUGAUAAUUUAUUUCUGUUGUCACUGUUGCAGAAAAUAGUGAGGAUGUGGAGGGUACUGUUUUUGUCUACAUUUUUCCUCUUGCUCUGGGCUGUAAUAAGUGUACAUUUAAGUGUAAAUUGUUUUCAUUUUAUAAAAUAAAAACUCAUUUUUUGCAGGUUGAA